CUUUCUCCCUCUCUCUCUCACUCUAUUUAUUUAUGUUUAUGUUUCCGAUACAGAUGUAACGCCUCUCCUUCUUCAACCGAUUCCAAGGAAAGAAACAAAGAAAACCGUUCUUGGGUCCUCUCUGUUAUCUUCUCUUCUCCUCUUUUCUGUUCUGUUCUGGUCUGUUCUACCAUGUCUGCUAUUCUGAGUUCGCAGGGGGUGGCUUUAGCAACGGCUAUGGCUGUUUCAGGAACAGUAAUUCUCUUCGCCUUCUGUCUCCAGAAGCCUCUCUCCACUACCCAGUUCGUUGUUGAUCAAAAUUCCGAAUCUUCGCGAAGAAUUCUACGAUCCUGCAUCUCUUCCGAUGGGAAGAAGAGAGAUAAAUCGAAGAAGAAGAAAAGGGUUCAUUUUGCGGCUGAUGUGGUUGAUCCGAUUAGGAACGGUGAGGAAUUCAGGAAGGAACAGAGCAAGAAAUCAAUGACGUCUAAUAGAAUUUGCAGGUCUCAAAGCUACAGAGUUCAAGAAAUGUCUUCAAAUCGAAUGGCUUUGUAUAAUGGAAUUCUCAGGGAUCGUGUGCAACAACAACGGAUGGGUUGCUCGUAUUAGAUCUAUCUGCAAUUGGAGUUCAUCUGUGAUUAUCAAUAUCUGUGAUUAUAGUUUCUUAACUCUCAAUUUUGUAAAAAGAUAGAAGUAGUUGAUGUUGUUGUUGUUGUUGUUGUCUGGGUCAGUUCAUCCGUUUGUGAAUAUAAUAUAAUAUAAUAAUAAUUACCUUUUUUCUGUC
Messenger RNA from Macadamia integrifolia, 760 nucleotides. RefSeq lists its product as uncharacterized. The record is from RefSeq and is a predicted model, not a curated record. NCBI's taxonomy places the organism in Eukaryota, Viridiplantae, Streptophyta, Magnoliopsida, Proteales, Proteaceae. The coding region runs from base 172 to 585 and encodes 137 amino acids. The transcript is spliced from 2 exons.